AGGUACUCCUCCAAGCGAAUGCCUUUGCCCAUCAUCGUUUUCUGUUAGCGUCACGGCGAAUUCCUUUAUAUUGGCAGUACGGCGCCCUAGAUCACAUUAAUUGAUCUGACACUAACCUCAGGAGAAUCGAGGAGAUCUUCAAUCCAUACAACCUACGCGUAUGACGUCGUCCGGAGGGCUACGAUAUCUACUCGUAAGAUUACCUAGGUAUUCACGGCCGAAAAUAGCUCACUGAUUGAAUCCUCAAAGUCGAUUCAGGCACUAAAUAUCUAACCAGAGGAAGGACACGGUAGGUGAUCAAUUCAAACCAUCUCUUGACUGCUUCAGUAUGGCAAGGAGCUGGCCGCUGCCUGCUUUAGCGGGGUACAACUUUCACCCCACCAUAUUGACAUCAGCCUGAUUCACCCCUCACCCCUUACCUCAUCCUGACCUUGUACUCUACCAAGUGGGGAUACAAGAAGCAGCUCAAAUAUUCCGUCAUCUCUCAUUCACUUCUUCUGUCUCUAUACUUGUACCACCUUCGCACACCACGCAUGAACAUCCUCUCCCGCAAACGCCUCUACAACAUAGUCCAACCACUCCUCCAACAAACCCAUCGAAACUACUCGUACCGCACCAUGUCUUCCCCCGCCUUCGAGUUCCUCCCCCUCGGCGCAAUCAUCCAAUCCUUCUACAUAGGAAAAACCAACAUCGUCCAAGGCUUCCCGCAACAAUCCCAGUACGAGUCCCACAACAGCCCCUUCUUCGGCGAAACCAUCGGACGAGUUGCCAACCGCGUCAAGAAUGCGAAGAUUGACAAGCUGAAUGGAAGGGAAUACACACUCGCCGCCAACAACGGCAUGAAUGCUCUACACGGAGGCGUCAAAGGAUGGGGAAAGAGGAUUUGGGAGGGUCCUACGCCGGUGGGUGUUCGUGGUGUGGAGGGUGUUGGCGAAAUUGAGGGGGGUGAGAGUGUGAAGUUCACAUUGAGGAGUGAGGAUGGGGAUGAGGGGUAUCCGGGGACGGUGGAGGCGAGUGUUGUUUAUACGGCUGGAACGCAGAAGACGAAGGAGGGGAAGACAGCUACGGUGUUGGGAAUUGAGUAUGAGGUUGAGUUGGUUGGGGAUGAGGUUGAGGAGACGGCAGUUAGUGUUACGAACCACUCGUAUGUGCAUUCCCUAUAUCCGUACACCAUAAAGCGGAGCAAUAUCAAGUUACUUACCUCUGGUGAAAAUAGAUACUUCAAUCUUUCAGGCAACCCAACCAUCAGCGGCACCUCCAUAACCCUCUGUUCCUCCGCCUACCUGCCCGUAGACGAUGGAGGCAUCCCCCUCGGUUCACCAACAACCUACUCAGGAGUCACAGCCCAAACACCCUUCAUCCUAGGCGAAGAAACCCCCGACAUAGACGACUGCUUCAUCGUCGACCCCUCAACCGCAUCCCACAUCCCACUCGACACGCGCUCCAGCCCUCUAACAAAACUAGUCACCGCCCACCACCCCCUCACAAAAAUCACCCUUGAAGUCCUCAGCACGGAACCCGCCUUCCAAUUCUACACGGGGAAAUACAUCGACGUCCCAGAUGUUGAAGGUGCCAAGGCACGAGGAAAGAGAUCGGGAUUCUGCGUGGAACCGAGUCGGUAUGUGAAUGCGAUCAAUGUUCCCGAAUGGCGGGGUCAGGUUCUUUUGAGGCAGGGAGAGAAGUAUGGAAGUCGGAUUGUGUAUCAGGGAUGGAUCGAUGAGUAAGUAAAUGGGCAAUGGUUAGGAUCUGGUGUCCUUUUGGAUUUUCUUUAGGAUAUUACGGGAGAUGCGUAUGGUUGGGUUCACUUGGAGAAUUUAGGGAAUUUAGUGGUGGU
This is a messenger RNA of Hymenoscyphus albidus, 1834 nucleotides long. Lineage: Eukaryota; Fungi; Ascomycota; Leotiomycetes; Helotiales; Helotiaceae. The record is from the annotation of a GenBank genome assembly.